Impatiens glandulifera is the source of this 812-nucleotide messenger RNA. RefSeq names its product hypoxanthine-guanine phosphoribosyltransferase. The coding region runs from base 106 to 675 and encodes 189 amino acids. The record is from RefSeq and is a predicted model, not a curated record. Gene Ontology annotation, molecular function: magnesium ion binding; hypoxanthine phosphoribosyltransferase activity. Gene Ontology annotation, biological process: purine ribonucleoside salvage; GMP salvage; IMP salvage. NCBI's taxonomy places the organism in Eukaryota, Viridiplantae, Streptophyta, Magnoliopsida, Ericales, Balsaminaceae. The transcript is spliced from 3 exons.
UAAAUUGUAAUAUAAAAACGGCGGAGGAGACCAUCAUUCUCUCUUUCUCUAAAAAACAAACCAGCUUCGUUCUCUCUUUCAUCUGCUAUCUCAGCUCUCGCAGCAAUGACUUUGGACAACGAUAUAGAAACUAUUCUAUGGAACGAAGACCAAAUUGCCAACCGAGUUUCUGAACUCGCCAAUCAAAUUUCCGGCGAUUUCAAGGACACUGCCACUUCAUCGCCGCCAAUUGUGGUCGGAGUUAUCACCGGAGCUUUCCUUUUUCUAACUGACCUAGUUAGGAAAAUCAAGUUACCCGUCAUUGUCGACUUCAUUCGAGCCGAAUCGUAUGGUGCUGGCACUGAAUCGAACGGCGCUCCCAAGAUUUCCUGCGAUUUGAAGGUCGAUGUUAUGGGGAAACACGUUAUUCUGGUUGAGGACAUUGUUGAUACUGGAAACACUCUAUGCCGUCUGAUUGCUCACUUGAAGUUGAAAGGAGCAUCCUCUGUAUCAGUUUGUGCUUUCCUCGACAAACCGACAAGAAGGGAGGUUAACUUUGAGCUUGUGGGUGAAGGCAAAUAUUAUUGCGGCUUUCAGUGUCCAGAUUACUUUGUUGUUGGAUAUGGGAUGGAUUUUGCUGAAACAUACCGAAAUUUGCCUUAUGUUGGAGUCUUGAAGCCUGAGAUGUAUAAGUGAUAUAUUUUAUUGUGUUUAUUCAGAUAAAUAAACACAGAGACAGCUAAAAGGCUCCUUGUGACAAUAAAUUAUAACAUUAUUUAUGCUAUAUCUUAACUGAUGUUUAUGGUUCAUGCUUUGACAACUAGCAUAAAAUA